Molecule: messenger RNA, 1218 nt
Organism: Australozyma saopauloensis
Lineage: Eukaryota; Fungi; Ascomycota; Pichiomycetes; Serinales; Metschnikowiaceae
Exons: 1
Coding region: 1-1218 (405 amino acids)
Source: RefSeq, a predicted model, not a curated record
AUGGCCUUCAAAAUAAGAAGAGUCACAUCGGGCCUUCUGCCGCAGCAACAUAUACCAUCUAGCUUCAAGGAUCAUUCUGCACAUGUCGCGAAGACGAUAGCGAACAAUGGCUUGACUCAACUAACACAUGACGAUUCGAAACCCCCAGCUUGGACGCUUCUCGGAGAUGGGUCGCUAGAUCCCAUAAAUAAUGAAUUCGAGUCAAUUGAUACUAAAUUUGUAUCUCGGCCGCACAUAGCUACUUCAGCAGAUGAUAUUCAGCGAACUCAAUCUACAACUCAUCACAACUCAAAGCAUCCAAGAAGAGAGCCUAGUCUGAGCACAGAUGCUGAAUUUAUAAGGCAGCAUAAACUCAUUAGUGAUUCUAACGUAUUUUCACCAAGUAUGCCCGCUGGACGGAUGGGUUUGACGCUGAAAAAGGCACCAUUCGAUCUACGAUUGGAAGACUUAGAAUUCGAUCCGUCCGAUCGUGAUCUGCCUGAAAAACAUCAACGCCAGAUAGAAGCAGAAGAUAAGAAGCUGCAGCAGGUAUCAAAUCUGGGCCCUACAACAACAUACAACGUGCCUAAAAGCCUUGUGUUGGAUCAACCUGUCAAAGCAACAUAUACUCCUCGCAGGUCCUCUCCGCUUCGACAAAUUUUAGCGAAAGAUUCUGCAAAUACUUCAACCGAAGAAGUAAUUAACUUAAUUUCUGAAAGUUCAGCUCUACGACCUCGAACAAGCAAGGAAAUUGCUGAUCAAAUACAUUCUAGUGUGGAACGAAUGCGCGUGAUCGAAAACGUUAGAUCUGAUAGUGAUGUCCCAGCCACUAGAUAUGAAGACUCAGAUAUGAAGAUUCUUCAGAGUUUGGAUGUGCUUCUACCUCCUAGAAGUAAUAAUUUGGAAGAUGGCUCCAAACUUGUGUCUAAUGUCUCACACCAAAAAGAAAAUAUUGUGCUGGAGCUUGGUAGUCCCAUACAGAGCAGAAAGUUCCGAACCCAAAAGACUUCGAGGAAGAACACCAGAGACGGAAUAAAUAAUGGGCGUAACAAGAGGCAAAGAAUUCAAUCGAAAGAUUGGUCGCAAGGGCAAUGGGGUACGUUGCGAAAACUUGUUCAGCUGCCGAUUCCUGACAAUGUCAUCAUUAAUAGUAAGGCGGUUCGGCAAAGACUUGGAUGUAUGAACAAAAAGGAAUUGACCCAAAGAGUGCAGUUUUUAAAAAAUCAACUACAGAAAUGA